Molecule: messenger RNA, 2159 nt
Organism: Juglans regia (Persian walnut)
Lineage: Eukaryota; Viridiplantae; Streptophyta; Magnoliopsida; Fagales; Juglandaceae
Product: ankyrin repeat-containing protein At5g02620-like
Exons: 3
Coding region: 67-2028 (653 amino acids)
Cellular component (GO): plasma membrane
Molecular function (GO): protein phosphatase 1 binding; protein phosphatase regulator activity
Source: RefSeq, a predicted model, not a curated record
CUUUCAACUGCUAGAUUUAUCACCGCACUGAACAAGGUUUUUCUCUAGUCUUAGCAGCUUACAGGAAUGGAUCCAAGACUAUUAAUGGAGGCCGUCGCAAAAAACGAUGAAAACACUUUCAUCAAUUUAGUUCGCGAGAAUGAAGAUUUUCUCGAUCAAAGAACAGCUGAAUCCAUGAACACGGUGUUACACUGGGCAUCAAGAUUCGGAGACACUGCAUUGGUGAAGGAAGUUUUGAAGCUGCGGCCCAUGUUCGUCGAUGCAGAGAAUGCUAAGUUAGAGACUCCACUACAUGAGGCUUGUCGUCACGGUCAAACUGAGGUCUUAAAGCUGCUAUUGGAGGCCAAUCCCGAGGCAGCUUGUAAACUUAAUGCUGAAAACCAAAGUCCAUUUUUUGUGGCUUGCAGUAAUGGGCACCUGGAUGUGGUGAAGAUCCUUUUGAAUCAGUCCUGGUUGGUAGGCUUAGAAGAUGAGGGUCUUGAUGCAACUUGUCUUCACGUAGCUGCCUCGAGAGGUUUCAAAGAUAUUGUUAGAGAGUUAUUAAAUGUGUGCCCGGGCCUUGCUAUCACGUUUGACAAGAAUGGAUAUUCUCCAUUGCACUAUGCAUGUAACAGUGGGCACCUGGAAAUAACAAAAAUGCUGUUGUAUCUUGGACUGGACAUCGCUCUGCAGUUCAGUAGCACAGGUUACAUGCCACUGCAUUUGGCAGCCAUGAACGGCAAAACUGAGACUUUUGAAGAAUUUGAGCGCAUGGCUCCCAUAUGCUUUCACCAUCUCACAAGACAAGGAGAAACAGUUUUUCAUUUAACUGUGAAAUACAAGCACUACGAUGCUUUCAUGUGGUUGGUGGGUGCCUUCCAUGAUACUGAUCUCUUCCACCGCACAGAUAAAUUGGGCAACACUCUAUUGCAUCUUGCUGUCUCUAGAGGAUGUUCUCAGAUGGUGGCGUACUUGAUCAAUGAAACAACACCGAAGAUCAACUCCGAGAAUUGUGAGGGACUCACAGCUCUUGACAUUCUCGAUCAGGCUGACAGAAUGGAUAAAUUUCCUGAUAUUAAGGACUUGUUGGAGAGAUCUGGUGGAAGAAAAGGUGCUAGAAUGUUGAGUAUGACAAACGAAGUCGAUGAUCCAUCCAACAAAAGAAACAGUUCUGAAGUAAAUUCAAUCCACCAUCAAGUUGAAGAGACAAACGAAAUUCAGGAUGAUAACACAACAAAACCAGAGUAUUCACCAAGGAAGACAGCUAGUCAUUUGAGCAAUGCAUCAAGACACAAGCGCCUCAGCAGAAGGAGACGGGAAGAACUAGCAAAAUUCUAUAAUGACCGUCGAUAUAAAAGACAUGACAUAUACUGGGAGGCACUGCAAAAUGCUAGGAACACAAUCACUCUAGUUUCAAUCCUGAUUGCUACAGUGGCUUUUACUGCUGGCAUGAACCCUCCUCCUGGUAUUUUUUCCCCGGAAGGAAAAAAGGAAAAUUCAACAUUGAAGGAAAAAACAGCUUUCAAGGUCUUCAUAAUAAGCAAUAACUUAGCAUUGUUCACAUCUUUAAGCAUUGUUAUAAUUCUAGUCAGCAUCAUUCCCUUUCAGAGAAAACUACUAAUGAGGCUGCUGGUGAUUAUCCACAAGGUCAUGUGGGUGGCUGUGUCAUGCAUGGCUACAUCUUAUUUUGCAGCCACGUGGAUGAUUGUACAUCGUCCUGGGUUGGAAUGGAUGUUUGAGGCUCUGAUCGUUAUCUGUGCAAGUACCAUGGGAACUCUAUUCCUCUAUCUGGGACACACUUUGGCUACACACUGGUUGAGGAAGUUGAAGUGGAGGAAAGACAAAGGUAAAAAGGAUGGGACUGUUGCGCCCAAGCCUACGUCCUCUGAUGGCAAAAUCCAGUCAACAUCUGCCAAUCCCAACAUCAGAGUCGACGUCCGGCCUAACUCCAGUGACGCUGAUGUUAAAAAAGAACGCAGAUCACAAUCCAGUUUCUCCACCAACUCUGACAUUAGUAGUUCCAUGUCCCGAGGAUAUCACCCAUACUGAAUGAUCCAAAUUGAGGGAAGGGAUAAUUAUCUGCCAUUGAUGUAGCAAUGAGGUUGUUACAGUGAAACCCACGCUCUGACUACUUCAAAAAACAUAUUUUGGUACUUGAGAAUUUCUUUGUGAUUGCAUGU